AGAAGCUCAAAUGUCUCAAUCCUUACUUUCUUUAUCUUCAUUACCUGUUCCUGAAACUCACAAAUCGAAUGCUGCUCUAAAACCUACAUCAGAAACCCUUGGAAAUGAUCUUUACAGUUUCAAAACGCCAUUUGAGCUCAAACAAAUUCAUGCCCACAUUAUCAAAACCAACACCUCUCCCUCUCUCCUCUCACUUUCUCUUGUUGCCUCCGUCUGCGCCUUCACUCCCAGCUUCCCCUACGCCAGAAAACUCAUUCAGAUAUCCGGCAAACCAGAGAAUGUUGUAUGGAAUUCUUGUUUGAAAGAUUUUGCCGAAAGUGAUCGGCCAAUUGAUGCGAUUCGGUUAUUUUGUCGGUUAUGCGAGUAUGAUGUUUGUUUAGAUGCUUUUACUUUUUCCUUCCUUCUUAAAGCUUGUACGAAAAUAUCGGAUGGUUUUGACGGCAGGAUCGUUCAUGGGUUCAUUGAGAAACUUGGGUUACAAUCGAAUUUGUUUUUGCAGAAUAGUAUGGUUCAUUUGUAUGCAGUUUCUGGGGAGACCUCUGAUGCCCUCCAACUGUUUGAUAAAAUGUCUCAACGAGAUAUUGUUACAUGGAACAUCAUGAUUACACAGUUGGUGAAAAAAGGAAAGGUGGACGACGCCUAUGAACUGUUUGAUAACAUGCCUGAGAGAAACGUGAGGUCAUGGACAUCUAUGAUCAUGGGUUUUGUUCAGUGUGGGAAACCGAAGGCCGCAAUUGAUCUUUUUACUCAGAUGGAAGAGCAGAAGUUACAUCCAAAUGAGGUUACCGUGGUGGCCGUUCUUGCAGCGUGUGCAGAUAUCGGCGCCCUUGAUCUAGGAAGGAGGAUUCAUGAUUUUUCAAAUGAAAGCGGAUUUAGAACAAACAUUCGUAUUUCCAACACUUUGAUCGAUAUGUACAUCAAAUGUGGAUGUCUAGAUUCAGCUCGCAGCGUUUUCAAUGAAAUGGAGCAACGAACGAUUGUUUCAUGGUCAGCCAUGAUUCAAGGGUUAGCCAUCAACGGAAAUGGUGAAGAAGCUUUGAAUUUGUUUCAAGAGAUGAUUCAUUUGCGAAUAAAGCCUAAUGGGGUAACUUUUAUCGGACUUUUACAUGCUUGCAGCCAUAUGGGGAUGGUAAAAGAGGGUCAACGGUUUUUCGCCAGUAUGACUAAAGAUUAUGGGAUAGUUCCGAGAAUAGAACAUUAUGGUUGUAUGGUUGAUCUUUUGAGUCGGGCUGGCUUACUUAAAAAAGCCCGUGAAUUCAUAACGAAUAUGCCAAUUAAGCCAAAUGGGGUGGUGUGGGGAGCUUUUCUUGGUGGUUGCAGGGUUCACAAGAACAUUGAAAUGGCAGAAGAAGCCAUUGAACACCUUCUUGAACUCGAUCCACUUAACGAUGGAUAUUAUGUCGUGUUAUCCAACAUUUACGCCGAAGCUAAGAGGUGGGAAGAUGCGGCUAGAGUGAGAAAGCUGAUGAGAGAGAAAGGGGUGAAGAAGACCCCAGGGUCGAGUUCAAUCACGAUAGAUGGGGUAACCCACGAGUUUGUGGCCGGAGACGAGGCUCACGAUCAAAAUAAAGAAAUACAUCAAAGAUGGGAAAAGUUAUUGCAGGAAAUGAAGUUAAGAGGGUAUGUCCCAGAUACUUCUGUUGUUCUUCUUGAUGUAGAAGAGAGUGAGAAAGUUAGAUUUCUAUUUCGGCAUAGUGAAAAGCUAGCGGUCGUGUUUGGUUUGAUCAAUACUGCGGAUGGAACUCCGAUUAGGAUCAUGAAGAAUCUUCGGGUUUGUGAAGAUUGCCACGAGGCUUUGAAGAUCAUAUCGGAGAUUGUUGAUAGGGAGAUCGUUGUAAGGGAUCGCAGCCGCUUUCAUUGCUUUAAAAACGGUAUGUGUUCUUGCAAAAACUAUUGGUAACGGAUCAAGACAAGUGUAGUGAUUAAGCUGUCGGUAUGAAUUAAGAUAAAUUGUUGUUUGUUUGUAAAAGGUUUUAGGACUGUGAAAAGUGUCGUAUUAUUUUGUUGGGUGCAACUAUAUAUUACUUGAAAACUACAAUGAUAAUAUAAAUUUC
This is a messenger RNA of Cynara cardunculus var. scolymus (artichoke), 2054 nucleotides long. RefSeq names its product pentatricopeptide repeat-containing protein At5g66520-like. The transcript has a single exon. NCBI's taxonomy places the organism in Eukaryota, Viridiplantae, Streptophyta, Magnoliopsida, Asterales, Asteraceae. The record is from RefSeq and is a predicted model, not a curated record. Gene Ontology annotation, biological process: RNA modification. The coding region runs from base 11 to 1900 and encodes 629 amino acids. Gene Ontology annotation, molecular function: RNA binding; zinc ion binding; protein binding.